UCUUGGAGUCUAGACAAUCUUUGGCUUAUAUCAGAGGUCUCAACUGCGGACUUUAGUCAGUGUGUCUGUGUAAGCCGUGGAGUAAACACACAUUGGUGCUUAACUGGACUUAGCUACUUGAUCUUGAACUUCGCAUCUUCUAUAAAUACAGGAUGCAUAUCAAAUACGGAAGACCCGAGCCUGUGUUUGCGCAUAAGAUGGAUGCGCUGUUCAAGCGCAAAGACUGUAUGAUUGAGGUGAACCCGGGUUCAGUGCUCCUACCUCCCAAGUACCAGGACAUUGGAGAGCGCAUUAUCAACCUUGAAGUUCGACCAGAUGACGUGUGGCUGGUCUCGUUUCCACGGACAGGAAGCACAUGGACACAAGAGAUGGUUUGGUGUAUCUGCAAUGAUUUGGAUUAUGAGCGCGCCCAGCAGCCAGGAAUAUUUAGGACACCUCUCAUCGAAUUGACAGCCGUCCUAGGGAACGAGGAGGGGGACUGGAAGGAGGAGCUUGGCAAUUCGGUGGACCUAGUUGAAGCCAUGCCCAAGGGUCAGCCUCGUUUCAUCAAAACCCAUCUGCCCCUCGAACUGCUCCCAAAACAGCUGACUAUUGUUAAACCAAAGAUAGUGUACGUUGCUAGAAACCCAAAGGACAUGUGCGUCUCCUACUACCAUUACUGUAAACUAGUUCACAAUUUGGACGGCCCUUUUGAAGACUUCUGUGAACUCUUCCUGGCAAACAAAGCUCCCUAUGGACCGAUUUGGGAUCACAUUCGUGGCUUCUGGAAGCUGCACAAAGAGUCUGAUAAUGUGAUGUUUGUCAAAUACGAGGACAUGAAGAAGAACCACGUGCAGUGCAUCAAAGACACGACCAAGUUCUUCAACAAACCUGAGCUGAGCGACACUCAAAUCCAGUCGCUGAUCGACCAUCUCAGCUUCAACAAGAUGAAGGAGAACCCCGCCCUCAACUUGGAGGCCUUCCUCAAGGUCAAGAACGGCGAGAACUUCCAGAGCAAAGACGACAACGAGAAGUUCAUUCGCAAGGGAGUCAUUGGCGACUGGAAGAACUACAUGAGCCCCGAACUGUCGGCCAAGUUCGACAAAUGGAUGGAGGAGAACUUGAAGGACACCGGACUCACUUUCGAGAUGAACUAGUUCAAUUGAUGAUUAGAAGAGAACUAGUUCAUUCGCAAGGGAACUGGAAGUUUGACCAAUGGAAGACAACUUGAAGGACACUGGACUCAGUUGCGAGACGAACUAGUUCAUUCAAAGUAUGAACUAGGUCAUUCGAAGAUUCGAAAUGAAUUAUUAUUAGUUCAUUCGAAGCUUUUAGAUGAUCUAGAUCAUUCAAUAGGAAUAGUUCAAGAUAUACAUAAUAAUUUAAUAAAUAAAUACUAGUUUAAGAACUUUAGUGUAUUAGGUUGAUUUGAGUACAAACCUCCUUAAAUGUAAUAUGUUCCUCUCAGUCUCACUUAUCUACUAAUAUAAAAAUGGAACUAGUAGCAAAAUAAACCAGUUCAUCACAUAUAAUAUACAGCUAACCCAAAACAGUAGAAUAAUACUCUGAUCGAAUUGUUUUGACAGAGUUAUAUAUCUUGAUAAGAAUAUACAAUUAACAUAAUUGGUGUUUCACAUAUAUUUAACAAUUUUAAAAACAUGUAAAAGAAUACGAAAAAAUAAAAAGGCCUUCAGGAAUAAACAUUUCAAUAUUAAAGAACUUACAAGAUACUGUUAUAAUUUUCAGAAAUGAAGACCUCAAUAUUAAAAUACAGUAUUUUUUUUAAUAACUGAGUAGUGGAGAAUUUUCAGAAUUUUCCGAGUUAUUAAGCACAAGAUUAUCCAGGGAUUUAACAUCAAAACAUUGCUUUAAGCCCAUUGAAAUCCGCUUGAUUGCUAUAAACCUUGUGAUAUAGAGUAGACGAAUUGUAUUUAAUUUUUCAGCUUCUGUAUUGCAACAGUUAUAAAAUUAGUUAUUAUAAUUCUCCAAUUAGGUUUGAAGCUUGAUAUUUCAACACUGGUUAUCGCCGUUUAAAGUACGCCUACUUCUACCUACAAAAUCGUCUAAUCUCCCAUUCACAAUCUAAUCUAAUAGAGUAUAGAAUUUACUAACCACAAAUUAUAUUCCAUCUGCAUUGCUUUCAAAAGGAACAAAAACAAGUCUGAUAUGUACUUUUAUUAUAUUUUCGCACUUGGCUUUUUUGCAUGUUUUGCUUUAUGUGUGUGAGUUUAUUUUGAUUCUAUUGUUUUAAUGUUUAUUGCUUUAAAUAGCAAAUAGUUUGAAAUUUUAAUGAGAAUAAAUUAUUUGUGAUAAA
Molecule: messenger RNA, 2293 nt
Organism: Nilaparvata lugens (brown planthopper)
Lineage: Eukaryota; Metazoa; Arthropoda; Insecta; Hemiptera; Delphacidae
Product: luciferin sulfotransferase
Exons: 7
Coding region: 153-1136 (327 amino acids)
Biological process (GO): sulfation
Cellular component (GO): cytoplasm
Molecular function (GO): sulfotransferase activity
Source: RefSeq, a predicted model, not a curated record